Messenger RNA from Sabethes cyaneus, 772 nucleotides. RefSeq lists its product as uncharacterized. Gene Ontology annotation, biological process: ubiquitin-dependent protein catabolic process. The record is from RefSeq and is a predicted model, not a curated record. Gene Ontology annotation, molecular function: ubiquitin protein ligase activity. NCBI's taxonomy places the organism in Eukaryota, Metazoa, Arthropoda, Insecta, Diptera, Culicidae. The transcript has 3 exons. The coding region runs from base 100 to 546 and encodes 148 amino acids.
ACGAUCAGCCUCAGAUUUUGUCUUAUAAAUAUUUACUUCAAAAGUUUAAAUUUUGAAUUUAAGUCGCGCUAUGGUUUUUAUCCAUACUAGAAUGGAAAUAUGGCGUUACACAAUGUGCUAGCAUUUAGUUCGAUAAUCACACUAGGAGUAGCAAGCUUAGCGACUGUGUUACUGUUCCUGCAGCGUGAUGCGAAUUAUACCGAGUACGAGUAUUUACAACAUGAUUAUCCGGGGAGUUUCAAACCUAACUACAACCGGGUAGUUUGGGAAGGGCCAAUAGAAGAAGACAGAAAUUUUUGCGCCAUUUGCCGAGCAUGUAUAAAAUAUAAUAAAAGAAAAACUUUGGAAUGUCAACAUUGUUUUCACGAGAAAUGCAUCAAUCAAUGGCUGGUUCUGAAACAAACUUGUCCAAUAUGCCGAAUGUUAAAAGUGAACGUAAGUGCUUGUUCCGUCAGAACUCCGGAGCAUGUCGACGGUUCAUCAAGCUUGGGGUACAUGUUCCGGACAUCAGCACAGGUGGGUCUAAAAAAUGAGUGGCACUCCUGAGAAGGUAAAAAUAAGGAAAAAAGCUGUAUCACUUUCAUCAUAGAUUUCCAGAUGACCCCGAUUACUUACGUUCACGCACUGCUUACAACACAAUUAGGUACUCAUGGUUAAUAAAACCAGUCAGUUAAGUUAGUAAAAUUGUUGCACUAGGCCGUAAUUGUCCGUAAUAAAGGAGUGCAAUGCCUGAAAACGCGGUUUUAUCUACUGCUUUGCUUUGGCUAAUAAA